This is a messenger RNA of Gymnogyps californianus (California condor), 557 nucleotides long. RefSeq names its product T-cell receptor-associated transmembrane adapter 1. Bases 27 to 557 code for a protein of 176 amino acids. The record is from RefSeq and is a predicted model, not a curated record. Lineage: Eukaryota; Metazoa; Chordata; Aves; Accipitriformes; Cathartidae. The transcript is spliced from 7 exons. Gene Ontology annotation, biological process: positive regulation of T cell receptor signaling pathway; negative regulation of receptor recycling. Gene Ontology annotation, cellular component: T cell receptor complex.
UAGAAACAACAAGAACAGUUACAGAAAUGGACUGCCAUUUUUCUGUCUGGGGAGUUUUGGCCUUUCUGAGUUUGGCUCUGGUUGUUUCGUUGAUACUGAACAUUUCACACUAUAUGAAAAAGAAGCAAGAGGCUAAAAUGUAUAAAGACUAUGAAGACAACAGUCCAAGCUAUGAUGACUAUUACACAGAAGAUGACCCAGUUUAUGGCAAUCUCAGUCAAGAUAUUUUAGAGGAAUGUUGUUACGAGCAGAUGAAGUCCCAGCCUCAAAGGCCAGUUAACCAACUACAGGUGGAGUCUGCCAAUCAGAUGUGUUAUGCCUCACUUGAUCACAGUGUCAAGGGAAAACGCAGAAAACCAAGGAGAAAGAAAGACCCUUCAUUAGACGAGGAUGAAGAAGAAAGAUCAUCUAACCCCACCGUGACGGCUUCCAAAGUUAGCAUUUACCUCAAUAGUGAGCAGCUGGCUGCUGAAAACACAGCAAGCGUAGAAGCCAUUCAUGAUGAUCCCAUCAGAUUAAUGGGUUUGAUUCAUACUACAAAAGGAGAGAACAUCUGA